AGAGCACGGAGUAAGGGAGCCUCGGGACCCAGGCGUCCGGGCCUCCCAUCCUCCACCACCUCCCUCCCUACCCCCACCCCGUCCCCUACUCUCCCCACCCUGAUCCCCCAACUCCACAGAGGACCCUAUAGGCCAGUGACUCCUAAAUCUCUUCUGGAGGACCCCGGGCGGUCGCGAAGGGGCGGAGUACAGGCAGGUCUGGCCUGAGAGGGCGGGGCCUGGGGUCUCAAGCCUUGCGGCCGCACCCGAGUAGAUGCUUUGCACUCCAGCGGCCCUGAUUCCACCUGGUGAGAUGCCCCCCAACCUUCCUCGGGGGAGAGGGCGUCCUAUUUUUUUCCCUGGCCCUAACCCCCCACCCACUCCCUGUGCCCUCAGAGACCUAGGAGUUCAGACCCACAGCCCCCCACCCGGAGCCUAGCAUCAGGGCCCUCAGCUACCCCAUCCCUUCAAGGACCGGGGCAUACUGGUCCCUAACUCCCAUCCAUUCUCGACUCCCUCUUUACCAACGAACCAGGCGUUCCCAGCUCCCAGCUCGCAAAUUUUCUGCUGCUCCUUUUCCCAAACUCUAUUUCCCUCAGGGACUUUCUCCUUCCCCUAAACUCUAUUUCCCUCGGGGACCUAGACGUUCUGGACCCCAGGGGGCCAAAAGAGUUUCUUACCCUUCCACGUGAAUAAUGCCUUUCUGCCCUGGCCCUCUAAUCUGACCCUCUGCUCGCUCCGGGAGGCCCCCACCCCCCGCCUUUCAGACCAGCUCCUCUCCGCCCCCUUCCUGGCCAUGACCCUCGUUGCCUCGGCCCAGUGUUCCCAGCUCAUCCGCUCCAAGUUCCGCUCCGUCCUCCAGCUCCGGAUCCAUCGGAGAUCCCAGGACCAGCGUGAGAGUGGGCAGAAGCCUGACCAGACCUCUACUGGGACCCAGGCCUCUAGUCACUCAGCCCUUCUCCCCACUAAUGGAUCCAGGGGUCCCCAGCGCCUGCCCCCAGCUCCUGCCCCCUGGGGAACACUUUCUCUCACCCAGCCUUUUCCAUCUAGGGAUUCAGACCCCUGGAUCUCGGCCCCAGCCCCCGACCAAGCCUCCAUCACCACUUUCUCCCCUUUGUCCUGUGACUCUGGGGUCACCAAACCCAGUCCAACAACCCUCCCCUUUUCUGGGGUGUCAUUGAAGAAGGCCAAGGGAGACGGUCACCAGAGGGAGACCAGGCCCAGGUUGAAACCACUCAAGUACCACGCAUACGUGCCCCCAGAGCACCGUGCAGGGCCAGGGCCAGGGGCAGGAGCACCGGCCCAGGGAAGCCUCCCCCGGGAGGAUGGGCAGCCUUCAGGGCACAAGCAGGACCUGCCUUUGCCCAGGGCUUGGGGGUCGAGACCAGGACUCCAGGACAGUCCUGCACCCCUGGAGGUCUCCCCACCGGUGGCCCCUAAACCCAAGUUAGAGCUUCAGACCCUUCGACUGGAGGAGCUGACGGUCUCGGAGCUCCGUCAGCAGCUCCGCCUGCGGGGCCUCCCCGUGUCGGGGCCAAAACCGGCCCUGCUGGAGCGGCUGCGGGGAGCUGGGGCCCGGGACAGGCAGACCCCGCUGCAGCGGCCGGUGCGGAGCCCCGGGGUCCGCUCCCGUGCCAGCCCAAGUUCUAGCUCGAAGCCCAGGUCUCGGCCGCGACCCCGGACCGAGCCCCAGGCCCCUCCUAGAACAGCUGGAAAGUCCCCCUGGCCCCGCCCUGCUGCCCCCGAGGCCCCGCCUGCUCCUCCCGCCCCGCCCCGAAUCCUGUCCUUGGAAGAGGAGCUUCAGGAGGCCAUCCGCAGGGCUCAGCUCAUCCCCCAUCACUCCAUUCAGGACAUUCUGGACGAGCCUCUGGAGCCGCCGGCAGAAGCUCUGCCCCCACCCCCGCUGGAUUUCCCAGGCUCCUUCGACUUGCUGUCUCCAUCCCCGCCCCCCGGCUCCGAGGGCCUGUCCUCUGUCUUCUCCUCCUGGCCUCCAUCCCCUGCCAGCUCUCCAUCGCCGGAACCGGGGCGUCCCCUGGAGGCAGCCGAUUGGCUGGAGGCUCUGACCGGAAGCCCAGCUCUGGACGGCUCCGGCCCGACCCCUAGCAUCUUCUGCACCGACUUCGCAGAGCCCGGGACCAGCAGACUGUGGGAUUUGGGGGCAGAGGAAUGGUGAUGGGAGCCUGCAGGAGAUGGGCCCUGCCGGGAACAGACACCCAGCAGACAGGGACACUUACGGGUCAUGAGCCACAGAAGACGGCCACACGCAUCCUGACAGAAACUCACAAACACACAGACACACUCACAGACACACACAAUCGUGGCAGAGUGGAACAGAAACCAGCACAGAGAAAAAGCCAUUCCCGCAGAGAGAAACACAGAAAAACCUGCCGAGGAGCAGAGACUGCAGAGGGGGACAGGGAAUGAGGGAGGGGAAAUGAGAGGGAAACAGAGGCAGGGCCACUGACAGAGGCAGGGCUGUUCUUCCACAGGGACCCUGACUAAUGGAGAGAAGGACCUUAAAUUGAGCUCAAAUCUGCAAACCCUGACCACACUAAGAGUCUGGGACCAGACAGGCCCGGGGCCAGCUGAGUGAUGUUGAGGAAGCCCCCACCCCAAUCUUCUUAGCAGACUAUAUAGACCCCUCAAACAUUCAUGUAUUCUCCUCUAAAAUGUGAGGGCCAGUCUGGUCAAUUUUCUGCACCUGGCCUGCCUGGGGGGUGAUGAUUGUAGACUGGAUUGUGGACUACUCUUAGGGAAAGUCCUUAAUCUCUCUGGUCCUCAGUUUCCCCAUCUUUAAAAUGAGGGAGUUGGAAUCCCUUUAAAAUGAAGGAGAUAGAUUCUAAGCCCCCCUUUGCCUUUCAGAAUCUGUGGUUUCUAGACUCACUUUGUGAUUUGGGGUGUCAUCUUUCUCUGGGCCUCAGUAAAAGGAGGAGUCAAGGUUAGAGGGCUCCUGCUUUUCAGAAGCUUCAAUCUUCACUGAGGACGGUGAGGCUAUACAGAGACUCAUGAACAAAGGCCAGGCUCUCAGCCUCCUGGUGUGUGGGACUAUACCCCUGCCCAUCCUGCCUCUAAUCACAACCCCAAUUCAAUUGAAUGCAGUUGGCAUUUAAUAAGGGCAAAACCCUGUGGUGAAGGGCUGAGGAGCCACAAAGUUUAGGGUCUCUGCCCUCAGGGAGCUCACUAGCACCCAUCCUGAAUCAGCCAGAAUAGGAAGGCCCUAGAGAUUAUUGUGCUGAAGCCAUACUUGAACAAUAAGCCCCUCUGCAACCUACCUACCAAGGGGGCAUCUGGCCCAUCUGAAGAGCCCAGGGAUGGGAGUUCUCCAUCUCCCAAGGCACUUAGGACACACCCUGAGACAGCAAGGAAGGUUUUGAGGUUUUCUCUGUCUCCAGUGCUCAGUACCAGAGAGUCCAUCCGACAAUGUAGGAACUGAAUUGGUGGACUGAAUGAAUACCAAUCCAAUGGGUG
Molecule: messenger RNA, 3447 nt
Organism: Trichosurus vulpecula (common brushtail)
Lineage: Eukaryota; Metazoa; Chordata; Mammalia; Diprotodontia; Phalangeridae
Gene: MAMSTR
Product: MEF2 activating motif and SAP domain containing transcriptional regulator
Exons: 9
Coding region: 776-2152 (458 amino acids)
Biological process (GO): regulation of transcription by RNA polymerase II
Cellular component (GO): nucleus
Molecular function (GO): transcription coregulator activity
Source: RefSeq, a predicted model, not a curated record